AAAAAUCGAACAAUUCUGUUUGAUUAUUAGCAACAUCAAGUUUGUUUUCUGUUUGCUUUUGCUUUCUCUUGAACUUAAUUAUUUUUUUUAUAAUUUUCCUUAAUUUUUCGACAAAAACUGCCAGCCAUAUGCUGCGUUUCUUUCAGUAAUGGCGAAUCAGGAAAUAAGUUUAAAAUGGAACGGGUAUCAAAACAACAUUUUGACGAAUGUUAAGGGCUUGUUUGAGGAUGAGGGGUUGUCGGACGUAACAUUGGUUUCCGAGGGGGUUAGCUUCAAGGCUCACAAAGUAAUUUUGUCAGCGAACAGUUCUGUGUUCAAGACAAUUUUCCAGCAAAACCCCCACAAGGAUCCUAUAAUAGUGCUUCAUGACAUCAACACAGCGUCGCUCCGAACGUUACUGACGUUCAUGUACAAUGGAGAGGUGAAUGUGACUGAGGAGUUCCUGCCCAUGCUGCUGAAGACAGCGGAGGCGUUGAGGAUUUGUGGUUUAUCGACGGGAACCGAAAGCACGCGAGAUGAUGAGAAACCAGCUAGUACCACUACCGCUACCACUACUACUGCACAGCCACCUAAAAAACGCAAGAAGAGCGAAAAUGAAGAUAACAACAACAAAGCUAAAAAAACGGCUCCGACACCACCAAAACCUGAUACUGGUACUAAUCUUAGUGCCUCGGAGUCCUUCAAAAAUAAUAACAUAGUGCCAAAGCUGGAGCCUAUUGACUCGCCACUAACCGAUUACUCCGGAGACAAUACAAAUGACACAGACAUCGCUCUCCUAGAUGAAAACGAGAAAAAGUACUCAACAAGCCCUGAAAGUUUCUCAAGCAAAUCCGUUUGCACUACCGCCUCGGGAGAUCGUACUGUCAAAAAAUGGAUUAACGAAGUCAGCAGCACGCAACCUUGUCUAAACAUUAACGAAAAAGCCAUAGAUAAUAUUGAUGAUGAUAAAGAGUGCAUAGAAAUAGACAAGGAAGUUGAGACAGUGUUGCAGAGUGGAACUAUAGUUGAAUCUCUAAGCAUUACGACAGAAAACUUGAAUUCUGUGUCCAGUGAGGCGCAGAAUUGUAAAGAUAAAAACACAUGCUAUGCCAACCCGUCGUUUCCUUGUCCGUUUUGCCCUCGCGUGUACAACAGUUGGGGGUAUAGGAGGCGACACGUCAAAUCUCGACAUAUGACGAACAGAUUGUCCUGCAAAUGGUGUGUCUCCAUCCUCCCAUCCACCGGGGCCUGGUACAGCCACGCCACCAGAGCACACGGCGUGCCCCACGAAGAGGCCCGGAACUCUCUAGUAGUUAUGGUGGAGGCCCAUGCCGUUCUAACCCUGAACGAACCCAGCGUGGCCCAGUUAUUAGGACAAGUAGGAAUGGGAGAUGGGAAUGUAGUGGAAAAGACUGCUUAAGGUAUGUUUUUUGAGUAUUUAUGGGCAGGGCCCGCGGCAAUUAUAGGUCUACUUAUCUCAGCCGGUUAUUAAAUUGGCGCGGUGAUUUUCUAUAGCUAGGACGGCGGACGAUGUUGUUUAUAUAUUUAAUUAUUACGGUGAGCCCUUGCAGUUACACUUUGACCCAUCAGGAUCUUUGUGCAAUCACCCUAUCAAGAGCAACCGUUUGCCUACUCAAGAGUUUUUUCGAUGUGUCGUAUGAUGGAGCUCAAAGUUUACUUACUUAACAUAAUUCAAAUCGGCUUCAUCCAGCCAAGCCUUCACCAGUCCGUUGUCGGCCAUAAUAAUUUCAUACAAACCGCCUCAGAUAAACAAUAGACCUAUAUACCCUUUUAUCUCAUGUCAAAAUUAAUUUUAAGGUAUGUUUGGAAUAUUGUAUCUUGUAUUGGAUUGCAAGUGGAUUUUAGGUUAAGAAACAUAUUUUUGAUAUAAUAUAAAAAUGAAAAUCAAAGGUCGUGUCUUGAGCUUGAUAAUAUUGAUAUAUUAUUAAAAAGCAAAUUAUGAAUACAAUUAUACAUAUAAAUCUCAGAAAGAUUCUAUAGUUUAGUAGCGUGUAUGAACAGUGAGAAGAUUUCUGGUCUCUUAUAUUAAUUAAUAUAGUUUCGUAUUUUUUAAAGAUUUAGAAUACAAUGAUAAUUAUUCGGUCCAUAUUUUGUGUGUGUUAUAUUUGGGCAAUAACUAAUUGUUUGGUCAGUCCAUUUUUUCGAGUAAAGGCCAGUUAAACGGUAAUAUGGUCAGUAAGAGCACCUGUUUCUUAUUUGCACUUAAGCAUAUUGUGUCAGAUCAGUUAAUUGUAUGUAUAACAACUUAUAGUCGUGACAGAAUGAUAAUAUUCGAACUGAAAGAAUAUUAUUUUAAUAAUUAAGGAAAAUGUCCUAAUCCUAGGCACUGCUGUAUCACUUCUAUCAGUCAUCAAAGAUUCGGUUUCGGCCAAAAAUGACCGAAACAUUCGGCCGGGCCGAAUCAUACGAAAUGGUACUUCAUACUAUGAAACUAAACUAUGUGACAAAUACCAAAAGUUAGGUAACAAGUGGAACAAUAAUAUUAAAUUACUGAUUUAUGUAUACAGAAAUUAAUUGGUAUAUUGGAAAACACAAUUCCCUUAAUGGCGCGCUACUGGACGGUCGACGCAGUCUUAAUAAGUGUAUAAUAGUACAUUACGAUACAAGUGCGAAAAAUAGGAAAUUCGAAACGAGUGGCGAUAAAUUAAAACACGACCGAAGGGAGUGUUUUAAAUCGACACGAGUUGCGAAUUACCUAUUCGCACAUGUAUCGUACAACGUUUUACAGUACAUAUGGCCCUUUAAAUGUUCGACACAGUAACGUAAUAUGCUACUUUUCGCACUAGUGCUAUAAAGUAGCCCCAUAUGUACUGUAAAAGCGGUUUUAUGACAUUAAUGCAACUAUUUUAACAAGUCUACAAAAGUUUCGGUUUCGCCGUAACUAGAGCCAAAGCUUCGGUUUCGGUUAAAAAACAUGUUUCGGUCGGACAUUAGUUAUAAAGUACACAUGGUUUGUAUAGAUUUACUAGAUGGAACUGCUAGGCGGUAAAAGGAUUAGUCAAACUGUAACGCGUGAUAAUUUAAUUACCGCAUAAUAUACUGGACCAUGCAGCGCCAUCAAGUUACGCGAUCGCGUACGAUAUUUUACAUUGUGCAUCCUAUUAACCAUUCGUCUGUGUUCUGCUAAAUCCUGUCCAGAUUUUUACAUCACGUUUAAGAAGGAUUUUGUGCUUUACGUUAUACGGUAUGACCGAGGUUUGAACCUAUGAUUUUAGUAACCCAUCCGCAUACAGGAGGAUAAUGUGAAAAUAGCAUGUCAAGGGUUAGGACAUUUUUUCCUCACUUGAAUUAAUAAAGGAUCAAAAUUCUUGUUGCGACGCCGAUGUAACAAUUUUUUUGUUAUAAUUAUUGAUUACAUUUGCAUUAUAUUUUUUUAAUAAUACGGUUAUUUUGUUGUAUAUUUAUUGUUUUAUAAUGAUCUCAAGAAUAGUGGUGAGACGCUGAAGAAUUAUGAGUAAGAAUCAAGAGGUUAUAAAUACUUUUUUCACGUCAGCAGCUAGAACAAGGGUAAUUUGCUGCUUAAAAACAGUGAGCAAAAUCGCAUUUUGCUCACCGAGUGAGACAAAAUAACAUUCAAGUGACCUUUAGAUUCGAAUGUCAUUUCCACG
Molecule: messenger RNA, 3608 nt
Organism: Cydia pomonella (codling moth)
Lineage: Eukaryota; Metazoa; Arthropoda; Insecta; Lepidoptera; Tortricidae
Product: protein abrupt-like
Exons: 6
Coding region: 149-1399 (416 amino acids)
Biological process (GO): regulation of transcription by RNA polymerase II
Cellular component (GO): nucleus
Molecular function (GO): protein binding
Source: RefSeq, a predicted model, not a curated record